Messenger RNA from Hibiscus syriacus, 1188 nucleotides. RefSeq names its product probable pectate lyase 16. Bases 1 to 1137 code for a protein of 378 amino acids. The record is from RefSeq and is a predicted model, not a curated record. NCBI's taxonomy places the organism in Eukaryota, Viridiplantae, Streptophyta, Magnoliopsida, Malvales, Malvaceae. Gene Ontology annotation, molecular function: pectate lyase activity. The transcript is spliced from 4 exons.
AUGGCUUCCCUUCCCUUCACUUCUCUCCCAUUGCUUUCACUUCUUCUCUUUAAAUUAGCUUUUUCAUCCCCACAUGGCAACGCCUCCACCUUCAUACCAUACAAUACCUCCACCACCGCCUCCAUGAAGCUUAUGAACAUCAUCGACUCGUGUUGGCGAACCAUCAACUGGGCUACCAACCUAGAGGCAUUGGCCGAUUGUUCCGUUGGCUUUGGGAAAGCAUCGAUAGGAGGGAAAUAUGGACCGAUAUAUUUAGUUACCAACCCUUAUGAUGAUCCGGUAGACCCUGCUCCCGGCACGCUUCGUUUCGGUGUUAUUCAAUCGAGUCCGCUUUGGAUCAUUUUCUCUACCGACAUGGUUAUCACGCUCAAAAAUGAACUCAUAGUCAAUAGUUACAAGACCAUCGAUGGCAGAGGAGUUAACGUUGAGAUUGCGUACGGACCCUGCAUAACGAUCCAUGGGGUUACCGAUGUUAUCAUCCAUGGGAUUAGCAUACAUGAUUGCAAGCCGGGGACGGCUGGCAGCGAUGGGGAUGCAAUCAGCAUUUAUUCCUCUUCCAACGUUUGGAUUGAUCACUGCUAUCUCUCUAGUUCGACGGAUGGACUUAUCGAUGUCAUUCAUGCUUCAACCGAUGUCACGAUCUCUAAUAACUAUUUCGCUGAACAUGACAAAGUGAUGUUGUUAGGCCACAGUGACGACUUUAUCGCCGAUGAAGUUAUGAAAGUUACUGUAGUUUUCAACCGGUUCGGGGAGGGACUUAUCGAGCGGAUGCCAAGGGUCCGGAUAGGCUAUGCUCAUGUUGCCAACAACCGAUACGAUGAAUGGAAGAUGUAUGCCAUCGGCGGCAGCGCUAAUCCAACCAUUUUCAGCGAAGGAAAUUACUUCAUAGCCUCCGAUGAUCCGGGGUCGAAAGAGGUUACCAAGAGAGAAACAAAUAAUUGGGAAAGUUGGAGAUGGCAGAGUUCGAGAGAUGUGUUUAUAAACGGUGCUUAUUUCGUUCCGUCGGGCCAUGGAAGUUCCGAUCCUCUUUACACCAUGGCUCAAGCAUUCAUUGUUGCUCCAGGAUACAUGGUACCUGAUUUAACAUCUGAUGCUGGUCCUUUACAUUGUCUUGUUGACAGACCAUGCAUGCUAUAAAAGAAAAGGAAAAAAGACAGUAAAACUAGUUUAGUCGUAUCUUGUUUCUUC